Messenger RNA from Crotalus tigris (Tiger rattlesnake), 1987 nucleotides. RefSeq names its product neurotrophin 3 (gene NTF3). The record is from RefSeq and is a predicted model, not a curated record. Gene Ontology annotation, molecular function: nerve growth factor receptor binding; growth factor activity. NCBI's taxonomy places the organism in Eukaryota, Metazoa, Chordata, Lepidosauria, Squamata, Viperidae. Bases 624 to 1733 code for a protein of 369 amino acids. Gene Ontology annotation, biological process: nerve development; nerve growth factor signaling pathway; cell surface receptor protein tyrosine kinase signaling pathway. The transcript has 3 exons.
UGCUCUAACCGCACCGCCGCCACCGUAGCCAGUUACCGAAACGAGAGCCACAACUCUUAGCAACUUUGCCUCCCGCUUGAGAGUUUCGGUCAUUGAUGGGUUGGGUAGAGGAGAAAGUUGCCUGUCAGCGUCUCAGGGACCAGAAUAAUAGGACAUUGUACAACUGGAGAAGUCGUUGGCUGCAGGACACACUGUCGGUUUGAGCAACGAUCCGGGAAGGUGCUAACGAAACGGGAGUGUGAGUUUUCGGAACUGGCCUUGAACUGGCAGGUGCUCGGUUGAAAAAAAAAAAAAAAAAAUCGAACCGUCACAUACUUUACAGCAAUCCAGGGAUGUUUUACAAUCCAGUUUAGCCUGUUCCGAUGGUGCUUUCGGGACGUUUGAGAGCUGCUUCCAAUUCUGGAGAAACCUGAUUGACCGCAGGUGCUGAUUGUGCUGAGGGAGAAAGUGGGUGAGCUUGCAACAGUGUGCAUCGAACAGGGCCGCUGUGUUGCACGGCUGGGAGCGGGAGGGUGACCCAAUUAGGCAGCGAUAAUUAGCCUGGCAGCAGAGGCCUCGUUCCCUGGAAAUCAUUCGCAUGCUGUGUUUGUGUCUGAUGGGGAAAGUGGAGACAAGUUCUCAAGAUGGUAUCAGAGCUGCGCGCUGAAUGGAAACUUUCCACCCGGGAUUGUGCUUUCUUCAGGUCUGUUAUGCAACUGGAAACUCUGCUUCAGAAAGAAUUGGGCCAUAUUGCAAACGGAAUUCAGACUCGGCUGCUCCAGGCUCUGUUCUUCAUCUCCUCCUCCACCUCCUCUUCCUCUCCUGCUUUCGGGAACUCUUCGCUGACCCCUCAAUGCGGCAGAGUUACCUGGAGGCGGAGGGGGCUAAAGUCUCCCAACCAAAUGCAUGAGAGGCAUUUUCUUAAGGGUCAGAGAAGGGACCGACACCCACCAGCCACUGCCUGCAAGGCCUUAUAUGUGAACAAGGUGAUGUCCAUCAUCUUUUCUGUGACCUUUCUGGCGUUUCUGUGUGGCAUCCAAUCGACCAGCAUGGAUCAAGGGAGUUUAUCAGAAGAUUCCAUGAAUUCUUUCCUUAGGACACUGAUUCAAGCUGGUAUUUGGAAAAACAAGGUCCCCAAGCAGACAGCCAGAACCAAGGAUGGCAUGCCAACCACAGGGAGGGAAACCGAGGCUGAAGCAGAGGUGACUACAAGCCAAGAUAUUCGAUUUUCGGGUUUCCAGCCUAUCGUUUCAUUGGAUGUGGAAUUAGUGAGGCAGCAGAGACGCUUCAGUUCUCCCCGGGUCCUCCUGAGUGAAAAUACCCCCCUGGAGCCCCCUCCUUUGUAUCUGAUGGAGGAGCCCAUGGUGCUGAACCGAACGUCUCGCCGGAAGAGGCAUGCGGAAGGAAAAACCCACCGUGGGGAAUACUCUGUGUGUGACAGCGAGAGCCGAUGGGUCACGGACAAAACGUCUGCGGUUGACAUCCGAGGACACCAGGUGACUGUCUUGGGAGAAAUCCGAAUGGGCCCGUCUCCGGUCAAACAAUAUUUUUACGAAACCAGGUGCAAGCAAGCCAAACCUGCCCGGAGUGGUUGUCGCGGCAUUGACGAUAAGCACUGGAAUUCCCAGUGCAAAACCUCGCAAACGUUUGUCCGCGCAUUGACUUCGGAAAACAAUAAACUCGUCGCCUGGCGAUGGAUCAGAAUAGACACCUCGUGUGUCUGCGCCUUGUCCAGGAAAAUUGGACGAACUUAGGUGCGUUUCUCUCGGCCAUAUAAAUUAUUAUGACUAAAUUAUACGAUAUGCAUGUAGCAUAUAAAGGUUUCUAUUGUUUAUAUAUUAUAAGUGGUCCUUAUUUAUUAAAGUCCAGCCAACUACUCUCUCUCUCUCGUGAUAAAGAACAGUAAAGAAUGGAUGUAUAAUUGUGGCAAACAUCAUUUCUCCUUUCUGUUUGUGAUUGCAGGUCCUCCGCAACUUUCCAUAAACUGCUUAAAAAAAAAAAAAAAAAA